This is a messenger RNA of Budorcas taxicolor (takin), 2219 nucleotides long. Its product is annotated as zinc finger protein 782-like. Gene Ontology annotation, cellular component: nucleus. The transcript is spliced from 5 exons. Gene Ontology annotation, biological process: regulation of DNA-templated transcription. The record is from RefSeq and is a predicted model, not a curated record. Lineage: Eukaryota; Metazoa; Chordata; Mammalia; Artiodactyla; Bovidae. Bases 114 to 2219 code for a protein of 701 amino acids.
CUCGUCUUCUCUGAACUCUAGGGGAGCGGUGUCGUAACGUGGGGUUCUGCUCGGAAAGUGAAGGGUGCGAACCUGGGCUGAACCACAAUUCUCUACUCUCCCAAAAGCAGAAAAUGAACAUAAUUCAGGCAUCAGUGUCAUUCAAGGAUGUGACUGUGGAAUUCACCCAGGAAGAGUGGCAUCAGAUGGACUCUGCUCAGAGGACCCUGUACAGAGAUGUAAUGCUGGAGAACUACAGCCACCUCGUCUCAGUGGGAUACUGCUUUACAAAGCCCGAACUGAUCUUCAUGUUGGAACAAGGAGAAGAUCCAUGGUUAUUAGAGAAAGAAUUUAUAAACAGAAGUUCCCCAGAAGAAACCGAACCAGAUGAACUCUUAGAGGAGAGCCUAGAAAACCAAGGCAAACGUUUGAGGCAAGGUUUAUUCAUCAACAAAUCAUUGACCGUGGAGCAAGAAAUAUCAGGAAAACCAUGUACUCUGGACAUAAACAUUUUUCCUGCAGAAACAAUGCCCUGUAAAUUUGACACUACAGGGUCUACUUACUUGCUUCUUAGCUCACUGGCCCCACACUGUCAAUAUUCAAAAAAGAAGACUUGUGCGCCUAAUGUAUGUGAGAACUGGCUCUUCAGUAUUAAGGAUGGCAGAACUAAUACUGGAGAGAAUUCUUUUGUUUAUAGUAAAAAUGUGAAAACCUUUGGAUAUAAAGUUAUCCAGCAUCCGACAAUUCAGACUUUGCCACAAGCCUUUGAAUAUAAUGAAAGUAGAAAAGAUUUUCUUGAAAAGACUGCCCUUGUUAUGUCUAAGAGUACCCACCCAAAAAUGAAACCUUAUAAAUUCAAUAAAUUUGGGGAAAACCAACAUGAGAAAUCAACCUUGAUAGUUUCUCAGAGCAGUCAUCCAAAGGAGAAGAGUCUCUAUGAGUUUAAUAAAUAUGAAUGUACUAAAAAUGGAAAUAAUUUUAGUAGGAUCACUCAAAAAACUGACAUAGAAGGGAAAUCUUUCAGCCAAAAAUUACACAUUAAAGAACAGGAAAAAUUUUAUAUAGGGGUGAAAUCCUUUGAAAAUGGAAAGAAUUUCAGCCAUAAUUCAACCCUCCCAGUGCAUCAGAGAAUUCACACAAGAGAACAAUCCUCUGACUAUGGCACAUGUACAGAAACAUUGGGUUACCAGUCAACUUGCAAUGUGCAUAAGAAAACUCAAAUAAUAUUGAAACCCUAUGAGUGUAAUGAAUGUGGAAAAUCCUGCGCUAAAACUUCAUGCCUGAUUCAGCCUCAGAAAAGUCACAUGGAGGAGAAACCCUUUGAAUGUCAUCAAUGUGGGAAAGCUUUCAGUGAGAAGUCACGUCUAAGAAAACAUGAGAGAACUCACACAGGAGAGAAACCCUAUAAAUGUGACGGAUGUGAGAAAGCUUUCAGUGCAAAGUCGGGACUAAGAAUACAUCAGAGAACUCACACAGGAGAGAAACCUUAUGAAUGUAAUGAAUGUGGGAAAUCUUUCAACUAUAAAUCAAUCCUCAUAGUACAUCAAAGAACUCACACAGGGGAGAGACCCUUUGAAUGUAAUGAAUGUGGAAAAUCUUUCAGCCAUAUGUCAGGCCUAAGAAAUCAUCGGAGAACUCACACAGGUGAAAGACCAUAUAAAUGUGAUGAAUGUGGGAAGGCUUUCAAACUGAAGUCAGGCCUAAGGAAACAUCAUAGAACUCAUACAGGGGAGAAGCCCUAUAAAUGUAAUCAAUGUGAGAAAGCAUUUGGUCAGAAAUCACAACUCAGAGGACAUCAUAGAAUUCACACAGGGGAAAAACCCUAUACAUGUAAUUAUUGUGGGGAAUCAUUUAGCCAGAAGUCAAACCUUAGAGUACAUCACCGAACUCACACUGGGGAAAAACCCUAUAAAUGUGAUGAGUGUGGAAAAACUUUCAGGCAGAAAUCAAAUCUUAGAGGACAUCAGAGAACUCACACUGGGGAGAAACCCUAUGAAUGUAACGAAUGUGCCAAAUCUUUCAGUGAGAAGUCAGUCCUAAGAAAACAUCAGAGAACUCAUACAGGAGAGAAACCCUAUAACUGUAAUCACUGUGGUGAAGCUUUCAGCCAGAAAUCAAACCUCAGAGUACAUCAGAGAACUCACACUGGAGAGAAACCCUACAAAUGUGAUAAAUGUGGAAAAACUUUCAGUCAAAAAUCAAGCCUUAGAGAACAUCAGAAAGCCCAUACAGAGAAAUAA